Menidia menidia (Atlantic silverside) is the source of this 1011-nucleotide messenger RNA. Lineage: Eukaryota; Metazoa; Chordata; Actinopteri; Atheriniformes; Atherinopsidae. The record is from the annotation of a GenBank genome assembly.
AUGAAAAACCUGCAUUUCAAAGAUUUCUUCUGGAACGCGGACCUGACCAGCACUGGAGGCUAUGACGCCAUCAUCCAGUACCUGAGCGAUGGGAAACGGACCUGCAAGGAGGUGGAGGACUUCAUGAAAGCCAGGGCGUCGGUGGAAGAGAAGUACGCCAAAGACCUGCUCGGUUUGUCCAAGAAGGUGUGUGGACACAAUGAGAUGAACACGUUAAAAAGAUCCAUGGACAUGCUCAAAUUACAGACGGAACAGGUGAGUCUGACCCACCUGCAGCUGGCCCAGAGCAUGAGGGACGAGGCCAAGAAGCUGGAGGAGUUCAAAGAGAGGCAGAAAGAAGCCCGGAAAAAGAUCGAGCAGCACAUGGACGCCCUGCACAAGCAGAAGACCUCCCAGUUCAAGAGGACCAUGGACUCCAAAAAGGCCUACGAGCAGAAGUGUCGAGACAAAGAAGAGGCCGAGCAGAAUGUGAACCGGAACACCAACACCAGCAACACCAAGCACAUAGAAAAGCUCAACUCAAAAGCGCAGCAGGCCAAGCAGAACGCAGAAGAAGCAGACAGGCUGUACCAGCAGAACGUGAGCACGCUGGCUAAACUCAGAGAGGAUUGGCUGAAGGAGCACGUCCAGGCAUGUGAGGUGUUUGAAACGCAGUCCUCGGAGCGGAUCAGCGCCCUGAGGAACACCAUGUGGACCCACCUGAACCAGCUCUCCCAGCAGUGCGUCACCAGUGACGAGCUGUAUGAGGAAGUGAGAAAGUCUCUGGAGCAGUGCGACAUCCAGGAAGACAUCGAGCACUUUGUGAACCUCCGGCGGACCGGGGACAAGCCUCCAGGUCCGGUCUUGUACGAGAACUUCUACAACGCUCAGAAGCCUCCGGCUGCAGCCCCGGCCUCCCGGCAGCCUCCCCCACCCAGAAGAGGGCCGUUACCUGACCCAACACAGAACAGCAGGGAUGACCCACACUACUCGGUGGUGCAGGACGCGGGAUACAGCGUAAUCCAGUACUAA